CAUCAUUAUCAUUUCAAUUUGUAUUCGAACGCGGACGGUGACGUUUGCUAUUGACGGAGAACGAACGAACGUACAACAGAGAAACACAAUGCAAAUAAAGAGUCCAUAAUUUCAAUUAAAUAUAAUCAAGCAAAGUAAAGAAAAAAAUAAUAAUAAGUGCAAAUCAACUUGUGAAGCAACGAACGUUUUGCUACUUUUCGUUAUGAAAAGGAAUAUCUUGGAAACAAGUUGUGAAGUGGCCGAAUAAUUUCAGUUCAGUUUUUGUGUGUGCGUAUGUCUACUGUGUGAAGUGAAAAGUGUCCUAUGUAGCAGCCAAAAAUUGAUAGAAGAAGAAGAAGAAAAAAGGCGCAGUCAGUCAGCCAGUCUUUGUCGUUGACUGAGCUCAAGAAUUUGCCAAGUUAAGAAAAAGCAAUAACAACAACUCUAAACUUUACCAGACCAUCGCCAGCGAGCAAACAAGUAAAUUUUAUAUUGUCUCACAACACAUCCUGUUUAAUCAAGUAAAGUGUUUGUUGUCGUUUCUCGUUUUUGAAUUCUGAUUUCGUGUUGGCAAAAUCGAUUUAAAGAUGGAAUUUUAUACUUUUCUUCCAAAAUAAAAGCAGAGCAAAGCAGAAAAGCAAGCGAGUUGUGUUAAUGUGUUCGUCGUUAGUCGGUGUAUGUGACUUGUGCAUGUGUAACUACUACAUAAUAGAAUAAUAAAAGCAGCAGUACCCCAACAACAACAGCAACAACAAAAAUACUACUGUGUCGACAAACAACAACAACAAGAAAAUCAUAACGACAAAAUAAAUCACUGUACUGUUGUGAGCGAGUGCGAGUGUUUGAAUGUGAAUUCUUGUUUUUUUUCUCUGACGAUGAUGAAGAUAAUAAUAACGUCGAUGAUGUUUGUGGUGGGCAAUGUGUGUUAGUUAGUGAGGAAACCAUACAAAAUUCACAAAUGCCACAAUAACAAUAAAAAAACAAAUAAUCAGCCGCAAUAGAGGAGAAAAGCUAAACAGCCUUACUUACGCCAGCUUCUCCUUGCCCCGCUAUCUCGUCAAUGGAAUAGGAAAAAGAAACAACAACAACAAUUUGUGUAACUGCGUGAAAAUAAAUAAUAAUACCAACUAAAAAUUACAACAAUAAUAAAAAGUGUUUAAUAACCAGGCAAACAACGAAAACCCCCACACAUUUACGGAAAAGCCGAGUGAGAGAGCGAUAGAGGAGAAAAUAAAUAAAACAAAUAAUACUACAAAACAAAAAUAAAAACAAAGCAAGUGAAAGUUUCGUCGCCCAUAAAAAUAUAAAUAUUUUUCGUCAAAUUUUAUUGGAAAAUACCAAUUGCUGUAAAAAUUAUCAAAUCUCAACAUCGUUUCUAUGUGCCAAAAAGGAUAAGGAAUUCCCACGCAAAUUUGAAUAAAAAAGAGAGUUACUGCAAACGCUAAUCAGUGGAAAUGGAUUAUUCAAUGCUUUGCAGAGUGCAAACGAAAUCGCAAUUCUAACCAAACGCAGCAAUGGCUUCACGAGAGUUUCUCAGCAAAAUAUCUUGAUUUUGGAGUGAAAACUGAAAAGAGAAAACAAAACGGAACGAAACGGAAAACCUCCUGUAUACGGGCCUUCAAAAGUAGUUUGUAAAAAUGUUGAACUCAUUGAGAAUUAGUUUAGAACAUAAGGUUGUGAUUACCGCCACUACUGACAUAAGCCGCCGACUGUACUCAGCAUAAAUUUUCCAAGACUACAGCAUUUGUCUAUCACAUCCUGCAAUCAUCAACAUCAAUCAGAAACACACAAGGCAUUGUUAGAAGGAACUUUCCAAGGAAAUCAAAACAUUUACUAAAAAAACAAGAGAACUAUCUCUCUCCCUCUCUUUGAACUCACUAUAUCUAAACAAAUACUCUCUCUCUCUACGUCAACAAUGAAUUCCGUUAUAUCUGCAUUUAAACCAAAAAAGAACACCAACCAAAAUGCAUUGGCCUCCCAGAACGGUGUGAGCGGCGGAGCCAAUGACAGCAACAAACACAACAACCUGAGCAUGAUCACCAGCACAUUGAGUACCUCGUCGUCGAAGAAGAAGGCCGCCAUCAGUGCCCAGGACAACAGCUAUCAGUAUCUGAGGCACAUCCGGGAAAUCGACACGGCCACGAAGCUGCUGUCGCCGGUGGUGAUGCCGGACGAUUUGCUGGAGACAGAUAUGCUGAACUUUCGCCCGGCCUCCGUUACACCCAUUCCAAUGACACCGACAGUUAGUGUGGACGUGGUGGAUCAUGUUCCCAUGCAGUCGGUGCGUUUGACUCCACCCCUGGAGACGGGCAACAGCACCGCGGACUGUAAUAUGAAUAACGGCAAAGUGUUACCUUCCAACAUUUCCCCCGUUUCCUUGGAGAAUGGCAACGAAUCCUUGGAAGACCACUGUGCCGGCCUUAGCAAUGGCCAGCACAGUACGGCCAACAGUCCAACACAGCAUUUGAUGGAUGGCGAAGAUGACGAAUCUUCGGAGCAUUCAACAGCCAAUUGUACAAGCACAACUAGCAGCAGUAGUUCCAGUGAUCAGAGCAACAGCACUGUGGUCCACAGUCCCAUAGCUCCCACGGCAGCGGCAGCUGCUGCAGCCGCCGUCGCCGCGACGGCAACAAACGCUUCGUCAACUUCCACACAGCAGCAUGUGAUGUCAUCGGCACAUCCCAGCCCCGCCAAAAGUCUGAACUUGAGUCUGAGUAGUAGUACAUCGCCAUCGCUAUCACUGUCAUCGUCCAUUUCGGUAUCUUCCAAUUCCACCAACUCAUUGGCACUUCUCAAUUCCGGUCCAAGUUCGUGUUCAUCAUCUGCCACCGGCUGCGACAUUUCUUCCAGCAACGACUACUCGCAGCCGCCAUCACCAACCAUGGUUACGAGGAAUUCGUCGGCGAAUUCCGAAUAUGUGCCCGCAUUUCUCAAGUCCAGCAACGUUACAUUGCCCAUCAUAAUGCCGAACAGCAGCAGCAGUCUGGCCUCCUUGCCUCCGAAUCAGCUGACGCCGGCCAAUUCGGCCACCACAACGCCGAAGCACAGCCGGUACUCGAAGCCCCGCCUAAGUUUGAGUCGUUUCAUAAAUCAUUCGAUGCCAUCGGUACAUGGGCGGCCGAAUUUAAGUAUACCGGGCAGUGCGACGGGUGGUCCGAAUGGUGCGGCCGGAGCAAAUGGUACAAAUCCACCCAAAAGGGCAUCGACGCAUCAAAGGAAUUUAAGUUUGGAUUUUAGAUCUAUGGGAAUAUUAUUGCCACCAGUUUCUCAAGUAACAAACACCCGCAUAAAUCUGACACAGCAUCAUCGUAAUCGCAGCUUGGACAGUGCUUUACAAAGGAUACCCGAGGUUGAAGUCUCAUCGCCCAAUGCUGAAAGUGAGAACACAUUUUGCACACCAUCCAUACUCGGGUCAACAAUGUGCUCGAAAAUUGUAACGACAGCAGCAAACGUAACGGCGGCGCUGACAACAACUCAAACACCCGCACUGACGUCAUCGACAACAAAUGCCUUGACAGGACCAAACACAGCGCUAGCGUCACACGCUGCUGCGUGCGCGGCGGGUGUCGACAAUGCCACGGAGAUUGUAUCCACAACAGAGCCCACAAGUACAAUGGUGGCCACACAGGCAUCAUUGGCAGCUGCGGCAAACGGAGGAGCAGUAGCUUCACAACAGAACAAUGUCAUAGUGGAACCACAUUGUCUCGGUGCCCGACUGCGACCUAAAUCCUCAGAUUCAGCAACUUCGUCGUCAUCAUCAACCGUACAGAGGGCUGCCUCAUCGGCUUCCACAGCUUCCUCAACUGCUUCGACCACCUCCUCCUUUGCAAGUAGCUCUAACAAUGUGUUGGCUGUUCAUAAUGGACCGGGAGGUAUAAAUGCAAACGGCGGAAAAAAACGUGAAGACCUCACAAGUCUCGGUUCCGAUGAUUCAGGAAUCAUAUGUGGCUCGGAUUCCGAUCAAAUCUCAUUAAAUCGCAUUCGACAUUCACACGAGUCAUUGGAUUCGGGUGAAAUGGACAAUGAAGAGGAAUGUAUCGAUAUGCUGGAAACAAAUUCCAUGGACGAGGAAUACAAUAUGCUGCAAUCGGAUUUGUGUUUCUACCAGACGCUAGAUACAGAUUGUCGCACAUUACGGCCAUCCAAGAAAAACAAGGCCAACAGGCAGCAUGAAAACAGCAACGAAAAAUCCAAUACAGACAUCAUGCCAGCGGAUAUUAAAGCAGACGCAGAUGCUCUAAGUGAACGUCAACGUUACCGAGAUAUGAAUAUGUCUCAAGCGGCCAUGUCCUUGGAAAAGUGCAAAAUAUCCUCCGAAACGACAACUGAAACUGCCGGCAGCGAUACUGUCGAUUGUCCAACACCUACCCAAAAUUCUCAGAAUUCCUUGGUGACUUCUUCGAAGACACCAUCAACCCCCGUAGAGUCAUCCAAGAAUGAUAUUCUGUUUAAAAAUUUCUUUGGCGCAACUAAAAACGCCAUUUUUCGCACGGCCCAGAGUAUUAUUGAAAAUCAUGAAAAGAAGAAUGCCUCGAAACAGACUCAAAAGUCUGUAGAUGACUCGGGAAGUGUGGGUGCAUCCACACCCACAGAUCAGAUCAAGUCGCCAACGGAUAUUUCGAAGAAGAAAGAGUUUUUUGGCUUGCUUUCAACGAACGCGAGCAAAAAGGCAGCUAUGGCUGCAGCUGCAGCGGCAGCCAGUAGUUCUUCCACCAAUUCUCCGGCAACCACGCCUCUGGCACAAACUUCAUCUUGUUCUGCUGACCAGGUGACGUCUCCGUGUAGCAAUACUGAUAAAGCAUCGAAUGAUAAGGAUUCCGCCGAAUGCAUUGAGAAGACGUUGAGUUUACAAGUACCUAAUGCCGCAACCGCCUUGUCCACCAUCGCCUCCUUCUCCACUUCCAACUCGUCAAUAUCAAAAUCUUCUUCCAUAUCAUCAUUGAACAAGCUCAAAGUACCAGGUGUAGUGAAAUGCUUUAUCAAAGAGCGUCCUAAUAAUUUGCAAGAUUCGGCAAAUCAACAAAAGACUGAAAAAGGUCCCAGUGGACUAUUGAGAUUUUUUGAAUCACCAGUUUUCAACAUUCACUUUGCCAUUCAUUAUCUCUUCUACUCUAAGGAACCCGGAGUGCUUAGUUUCAUUGGCAACAAAAUAUUCAGCUUCCCCGAUCAGGAAGUGGAUCUUUACAUACCCCAGCUGAUUGUCAUGUACAUACAGAUGGACGAGCUGGCUGAAGUGCUGGACCCCUAUUUAACAAUCAGGUGUCGGAAAUCCGUGGACUUCUCUCUAAAGUGCCUAUGGCUAUUAGAGGCCUACAAUUAUCAACAUAACGAUUCCAUGGGUUCUCGAAAAUCGCAAUUGGCUUUAAUGAAGGAGAUCUAUUCGAAAAAGGAGCGAAAGCAACUUACAAAAGCCGAUGCCAGGGAACAAGGUAGCUCCUCUACCCACACCAGCGCCGUUUCUCCACUUACAAAGAAAACGCAUCACAGGUCUCAAUCAGAUGCUACAGUUCUACUCGCAGAUUCGCGUCGCAACGCUUCGAGUCUUAGUAUAGCUAACCGCUUGUAUCAGCAACCACCUUACACUACACAAACCUUGCCAGCUACCCCCGCCAAAUUAUGCCUGGGAGAUCUGACAUCCGGCAGGGCCUUCGACAAUGGCUGUACCUGCUUUGAAACGGUCAGAGGACAAGUAAACGAUCUCUUGGGUCACAAAACAGUGUGUUCUUGCAACGCACCAAAAACGGCGCCACAGAAAGAAUUCAUGAAGGCUCUCAUGAAUGUGGGUAAAAAUCUAACCAAUUUGCCUUCAAAGGCCGAGAAGACAUCUGCCCUUCGAAUGUUUCUGAAUUUGAUAAACAAGAAUUUACCCGCUCGUGUUUGGUUACCUUUGUAUUCCGACAUUCCACAUCAUGUAGUUCGUAUUACCGAGGAAAAGACUGCUGUUCUAAACUCUAAAGAUAAGACGCCCUACAUCAUCUAUGUGGAGGUGGUGGAAGUGCCUGAUAUCUACUCCUCUUCCCUUAUACCCAAAAUGAUGCCCUCGCUGAGGCAUACAAAAUCAGAAGAACACCUUGAAGUGGGGGGAAGUGGAUCGUGUCAACAUCACCACAACCAACAACUCCAACAUGCUACCUGUAGUCGGACAUCAAGUUGUAGUAGCCACAACAGUUGUCGCCGUAAGAAGGAGAAACUCUUGUCCGAAUCAUCCACGACCGAUAACAAUGCGUCACAGGACCAGCACCAGACCGGAGGAAAUAAUUUACUAUUGUCCCCACCUCAACUCAACGAGGACGACGUGUGGUCGCAGGAGGACGAUGAGAUAACAGCACAAUAUUUGCAUAUGCGGAAAAUGCGUGCAAAUUCCGAAAGAGAUGCCAUAUCGCAAAUGUCAUUGGAUUCCUGCGAUUCAAGAGACCAAGGUAUGCCCGUUCUAUUCAAUAUUGGAGAUGUCCGAACCCGCCAUUGUAAUAAUCUGAACUGUGAAAACACAAAGUCCUUUAGCAAUGACCCUGAAGAUCCAUCUGCAGCAGCACUUAAGGAACCAUGGGAUGAAAAGGUCAAACAAAUACGCGAAUCAUCGCCCUAUGGCCAUUUAUCAAAUUGGCGUCUUCUUUCUGCCAUUGUGAAAUGUGGUGAUGACCUUAGGCAAGAGUUGAUGGCAACUCAACUUCUGCAGAUGUUCAAAAUAAUCUGGCAGGAGGAACAUGUGGACCUGUGGGUACGUCCGUACAAAAUUGUUUGUCUCUCUAACGACAGCGGUCUCAUAGAGCCAAUCCUGAAUACAGUAUCGUUGCAUCAAAUAAAGAAGAAUUCCAACAAGUCGUUGAGGGAUUAUUUCAUCGAUGAAUACGGUCCUGCCGAUAGUGAUGCUUUCCGAAUUGCCCAAAAGAAUUUUGUUCAAAGCUGUGCAGCAUAUUGCUUGAUUUCGUAUUUGUUGCAAGUUAAAGAUAGACAUAAUGGCAAUAUUCUGCUACACUCUGACGGCCACAUUAUUCACAUCGACUUUGGUUUUAUUCUAAGCAUAUCGCCCAAAAACUUAGGUUUCGAACAAUCCCCAUUCAAGUUGACUCCCGAGUUUGUUGAAGUUAUGGGCGGUACAAAUACCGAACAUUGGCGUGAAUUUAACCGUCUGUUGUUAGUGGGCAUGAUGACAGCUCGUAAACAUAUGGAUCGUAUUAUAAACUUUGUUGAAAUAAUGAGAAGCAAUGCCCAACUGCCUUGCUUCAAAAAUGGUUGUUCCGGUACCGUGCAGAAUCUCCGCAAACGCUUCCAUAUGAAUUUAACGGAACAAGAAAUGGAACGUAAAGUAGAACAAUUGGUGCAAGAUUCGCUCAAGAGUCUUUCGACAAAGUUAUACGAUGGCUACCAAUACUACACGAAUGGCAUAUUGUGAGAAAGGUUUUUCAUGAAAAUCUAAAUGUCCAAUACUUGUGAGCGCUAAGUAGCUGCUGAACCCAAGCAGUUUUGCGAACAUAAUUUUUGAAUUUUUCAAAAAAAAAAAAAAAGAAAACAAAAAACGAGUUUGAGUGUGUAAAUAUAUUUUAGCUAUACUCUUAAUAAAAACCAUAUUUUAAAAUAAAUUAUAUAAAUUUAGAAAUAAUUAAUUAAAUAAUAAGAAAAAAUGUAUGUUUUUUUUUUCUUUACAAUUUGUAUCAUAUAGGUUUUUUAUUAUUAGGGCAAAAACUAAGAAUAUUACUGAUUUAAAGUUUUUUUUUACUUUAAAGCUGUAACACACAGGAAAACAUUGAUUUUGUAAAAAUGAUAACUGAUAUACUACAAAAAAAGGUAUUUUUUAAAAACAAAAAUAUUUACGAUUAUUUGUAAUAUUGUUCUUUUAUUACAUAAACAGUUUAAUUUUUUGUUUUUGUAAUAUAUAAAAUAUAAUCCUGAUUCCAACUAAGAAGUUUCCAAAAAAUAAAUCAAAAUAUAUCGUAAAACCUACCAGAGCAAGAAAACAUUUAUAUUAAUAUUAUAUGCUGCGAUCGAAGUUAAAUUAACAAUUCAAACUGAAAUAAUAGGAAAUAAAGAUAUGACCGAGAGUAUAUAUGAUUAUAGUACCAUAAAUAAUGAUAUUUUGAAUGCCUUUAAUAUGUACGUGUCCGUUUUUGAAUGUGUAUACAUGUGUGUGUUCUUUUGUUAACAUUUAAAAUGUAUGUAACUUAAAUAUACAAAAAAGGAAAAAAUGAAACCAAUUUUUUAUUACUUUCCUCCACACAACUGAUAAUUGUUAUUAAAAUUACCCAUUUAUCGCACUGGCCCCAUUAUUCCUAUCUCGAAAAACUCUUAAAAAUUGCACCUCUUCAUUAUUGCGAAGAUCCAAUUAGCUAAAACAAUAAAACAAAUAAAGCAAGAAACAUAUAAAUCAAUAUUUAUAAAAAUUAUAAUAA
Musca domestica (house fly) is the source of this 8366-nucleotide messenger RNA. RefSeq names its product phosphatidylinositol 4-kinase beta (gene fwd). Gene Ontology annotation, molecular function: 1-phosphatidylinositol 4-kinase activity. Bases 1895 to 7372 code for a protein of 1825 amino acids. The transcript is spliced from 12 exons. Lineage: Eukaryota; Metazoa; Arthropoda; Insecta; Diptera; Muscidae. Gene Ontology annotation, biological process: phosphatidylinositol phosphate biosynthetic process; phosphatidylinositol-mediated signaling. The record is from RefSeq and is a predicted model, not a curated record. Gene Ontology annotation, cellular component: membrane; cytoplasm.